Molecule: messenger RNA, 495 nt
Organism: Neurospora tetraspora
Lineage: Eukaryota; Fungi; Ascomycota; Sordariomycetes; Sordariales; Sordariaceae
Exons: 2
Coding region: 1-495 (164 amino acids)
Source: RefSeq, a predicted model, not a curated record
AUGCCGAUAAACCCCAACGGAGAGGGUCGAAGACGGUCGGAGACGGUCGGAGACUCUUCUCACGAUGACUUUCUCGGCGGUCUUACUGGCGCUUGCCGCCGCGUUUUAGUCAACGGGGCUGGCAUUGCCUGCUCCGCAGUGAGAUCCUCUCCCUCCCUCCUAGUCAUCGUCGAAUGCCAGCAAAACCUGACAAUGUCGGUUCACAGAAUGGUCUACGGCGAGAACUCCGGACCCGUCGCCGGAGUAUCUCCAAUCCCAACCACAACCGGCCGAACCCGAACCGGCUCUCUCCGUGGCGGCACCAACUUGCUGGGAGCCAACUCACCCCAACCCGACCUCGACACAGCAAACCCGGCCAUCGUACCGAACCCACAGUCUGUCAAUGGACAGGAUGCUAAUGCUGAUUUGGGGCUGUAUCUCGAUUUUAACAGUGCUAACCCACCGCAGCCUAAUAGGGGAGGGAGAGGGGGUACUGAUCCGGGGCCGAAUAAGUAG